This is a messenger RNA of Anopheles marshallii, 822 nucleotides long. RefSeq names its product eukaryotic translation initiation factor 3 subunit G (gene eIF3g1). Gene Ontology annotation, molecular function: RNA binding; translation initiation factor activity. Gene Ontology annotation, cellular component: eukaryotic translation initiation factor 3 complex; cytoplasm. The transcript has 2 exons. The coding region runs from base 1 to 822 and encodes 273 amino acids. The record is from RefSeq and is a predicted model, not a curated record. NCBI's taxonomy places the organism in Eukaryota, Metazoa, Arthropoda, Insecta, Diptera, Culicidae.
AUGCCAGCAUUGGACGAUAUCAAAUCUUCGUGGGCGGAUGAAGUUGAGUCGGAUACGGCGUCCCUCCCACCACCAUCUGAAGUUAUCGAAAAUGGGCAAAAGAUCGUAACCGAGUACAAGUACAACAAGGACGACAAGAAGGUGAAGGUGGUGCGCACAUACAAAAUCAGCCGGAUUGUGGUGCCGAAGUGUGUGGCUAGAAGGAAGAGUCUGUCCAAGUUUGGCGAUUCGGCCGGGGAUCGUCCAGGACCUAACCCGCAAACAACCAUGGUCUCGGAAGAUGUUUUCAUGCAGUUCAUCACCAACAAGGAGGAAGAGCAGAAGAAUGAAAAUGUGCUGGAUUCGAUGAAGAACAUCGUCAAGUGUCGUACUUGCGAAGGAGAGCAUUGGUCAUUCCACUGCCCGUACAAGAAUAGCGCGUUCGAUAAGCCCACCAAGCCGGCGGUAGCUCGUAAGUCGGUACCGGAAACAACCACAUCCAGCAAACCGGGCAAAUAUGUUCCGCCGCACAUGAAGGAAACUCAAGGCAAGGCUGGCAUUGGUGGUGCAAUGCGUGGACGUGACGAUACGAGUGCGAUUCGUAUUUCGAAUCUUUCCGAAGCCAUGACGGAAGCCGAUUUGGAGGAGUUGGUUAAAAAAUUCGGCCCACACACCAAGAUGUUUCUGUCUCGGGACAAAAGCACUGGGCUGUGCAAAGGGUUUGCCUAUGUUCAUUUCCGUUCCCGCCGCGAUGCAGCUACCGCGAUCGAUGUUCUCAAUGGUUAUGGUUACGAUCAUCUGAUCUUAAGCGUAGAAUGGUCCAAACCGCAAAACCCACAGUAA